Alnus glutinosa is the source of this 1504-nucleotide messenger RNA. RefSeq names its product jasmonate-induced oxygenase 2-like. Lineage: Eukaryota; Viridiplantae; Streptophyta; Magnoliopsida; Fagales; Betulaceae. The record is from RefSeq and is a predicted model, not a curated record. Bases 77 to 1183 code for a protein of 368 amino acids. The transcript is spliced from 3 exons.
AUUAGUCCCUCUCACUCAUCCACCAUAAACAUAAACCCAGCCACUUUGUCUUUGUCUUUGUCUUUGAACAAAAAAGAUGAACUGCUUGAUAAGUUGGCCGGAGCCGAUAGUCCGAGUCCAAGCCUUAUCGGAGAGUGGGAUAAGAGCAAUCCCAGCGCGCUACAUCAAGCCCCCCUCCGAUAGGCCUACAUGGAACAACACCCCCACCACCACUACAACCACCAAGAAUUUAGCUCAGACUCCCAUUAACAUCCCAGUCAUUGACCUCCAAAACCUUCUCAGCGCCGACCAGAGCCUCAGAGACGAGACUCUGGGCCUCAUCUCACACGCAUGCCAGGAGUGGGGAUUCUUUCAGGUUGUGAACCACGGCGUGAGCCACGAGCUGAUGAAGCGCGCCAGAGAGGUGUGGCGCGAGUUCUUUCUCCUCCCACUUGAAGUGAAGCAAGAAUAUGCCAACUCGCCGAGUACGUACGAAGGGUACGGUAGUCGCUUGGGCGUGGAGAAGGGGGCGAUUCUUGACUGGAGCGACUAUUUCUUCCUCCAUUAUAUGCCUCACUCGUUGAGGAACGAGAGCAAGUGGCCCGAACUCCCACCAUCAUGCAGGAAAUUGUUAAGGGAAUACGGUGAUGAAGCGGUAAAGCUAUGUGGAAGAUUGAUGAGGGGAUUGUCCGUAAAUCUUGGGCUUGGAGAGGAGUAUCUUCAGAAUGCCUUUGGAGGUGAGGAGAUCGGUGCAUGCUUGAGGGUGAACUUUUACCCAAAAUGCCCUCAACCUGACCUAACUCUUGGCCUGUCCCCGCACUCUGAUCCCGGUGGCUUGACCCUUCUCCUCCCCGAUGAGAAUGUGUCCGGACUCCAAGUCCGUAAAUCCAAUGAGUGGGUCACUGUUAACCCUGCUCCAAAUGCCUUCAUCGUCAACAUAGGGGACCAAAUUCAGGUACUGAGUAAUGCAAUUUACAAGAGUGUGGACCACCGGGUGAUCGUGAACGCAGCCAAGGACCGAGUGUCGCUGGCCUUGUUCUAUAACCCAAAGAGCGACUUGCCCAUUGAGCCUGCCAAGGAGCUUGUGACCGAGGACCGGCCUGCGCUCUAUCCGCCGAUGACAUUUGACGAAUACAGGCUUUAUAUCAGGACAAAGGGUCCAUGUGGGAAGGCUCAAGUUGAAUCCUUAAAAUCCCCCAGAUAAUUUCCAUUUCUUGUUUCUGAAGAAAUUAAUCUCGCUGGCAUUUCCUUCUGAAUAAUCCUUCGUUAAAAAACUUGAAUUGAGUGGGAAAAAGUCAGAGCCGCAAUGAUGAACGAACCUCAAUUUGCUUUUUAUCUUCAAGUACGUUCGUUUUUUCCCGUGUCAAUCCAGGAAGGAAGGAAAAUGAUCAAUGAUGUGAGAUCGAUGUUGGUUUAAAUGUUAUAUACAUGUAAACAUAUGUUUUCUUGAGAAUUUGGAGUGAUUGCUUGUGUCCAUUCAGCCAAUAAAAUGAAUCUAAUGAUGAAACUGAAUUUGAUUAGGCAA